AUGUCCGAAAUAGUUCAGGCACUUGUUAUUGAUAUUGGAUCUGGAGUAGUGAAGUCUGGGUUUGCCGGAGACGACGCACCUAGGGCUGUAUUUCCUAGCAUAGUGGGGUUUCCCAAGCACAAGGGAGUGAUGGUUGGAAUGGGACAGAAAGAUGCAUAUGUGGGGGAUGAGGCACAAACCAAGAGAGGAAUUCUGCACAUAAAGUAUCCGAUUGAGCAUGGAAUUGUAAACAACUGGGACGACAUGGAGAAGAUAUGGCACCACACAUUCUACAACGAGCUGAGGGUUGCGCCUGAGGAGCAUCCUGUGCUUCUUACGGAAGCGCCACUUAACCCAAAGGCCAACAGGGAAAAGAUAACUCAGAUUAUGUUUGAGACCUUCAAUGUGCCAUCAUUCUACAUUUCGAUCCAGGCAGUGCUGUCUCUCUAUGCAAGUGGGAGGACGACAGGGAUAGUGUUUGACUCUGGUGACGGGGUGUCUCAUGUUGUUCCGAUCUACGAGGGAUACUCCCUUCCAUACGCAAUCAACAGGAUUGACCUUGCCGGAAGGGAUCUGACCGACUAUCUUCAGCUGAUUCUUACCGAGAGUGGAAACUCGUUCACCACUACUGCCGAAAGAGAGAUAGUCAGGGACAUCAAGGAAAAGCUCUGCUAUGUAUCGCUGAACUAUGAGGAAGACAUGAGAAACACCGAGCAUCUGGCUUCGAUCACAAAGACUUAUGAAAUGCCUGAUGGACAGGUGAUUUCGAUAGGUAAUGAGAGAUUCAGGGCACCUGAGCUGCUAUUCCAGCCAAAGCUCCGGGGUCUUGAGCUGAAGGGAAUCCAUCAGAACAUCUAUGACUCGAUCAUGAAGUGCGACGUUGAUAUCAGGAAGGAGCUCUACGGAAACAUUGUUCUCUCUGGAGGUACCACGAUGUAUCCCGGAUUGGCCGAGAGGAUUCUUAAUGAGAUUAAGGCUCUGGCACCUCCAGUGAUCAAGAUUGGAGUGGUUGCGCCGCCGGAGAGGAAGUACAGCGUGUGGAUUGGAGGGUCCAUCCUGGCCUCUCUCUCAACCUUCCAGCAGAUGUGGGUUUCCAAGGCUGAGUACCAGGAGCACGGGCCAUCGAUUGUUCACAGAAAGUGCUUCUAA
Molecule: messenger RNA, 1128 nt
Organism: Encephalitozoon cuniculi GB-M1
Lineage: Eukaryota; Fungi; Microsporidia; Unikaryonidae
Product: actin
Exons: 1
Coding region: 1-1128 (375 amino acids)
Source: RefSeq, marked provisional